UCUGUUUGGUUUCAGAUGACAGACAUCUUGACGUUGGUGUUCAGGACCUUGUCGUCACAGACAGGUCAGAACAAGGACCCUAGUGCCGGUCCUCCACCCCCAGCACCCCACUCCAACACCCUGGUAGUGGGAGAGCACCGCCUCAGUCGCUCUGUGCUGCUACUGGCGGCCGUCACCGCCGCCUCGGAGCUCGGCGUCAGGGUGGCUUUCUUCGCCCAGACUCAGAUUCAGAGCCUCCCGGAGUGUCUGCAGAGAUGCAGCGCGACCCAGAACCCGGAGGGUCUGAAGAAAAUCACAUUCAGCUAUCCCCGGACCCUGGAGGAGCUACUCCAGCAGGUCGCCAGCCUUCACGAGUUCCCCUGCCCGCCCUCCCUCAUCAUCAUCGACAGACUGGACGGCUUCCUGCGGGGCGCCGUGGCCAGCAGCCAUGCUGGCUUUCACUCAGGAGACGAGUCUCGCGCUGCUCAUCUGGCGGCGCUGCUUUGCGACACCGCUGCCUUUCUCACCGAAGUCCUGGAAAAGAGGGGCUCCAGCUCGGCCCCCUGCCGCACCAUUGCCUCCUUCCUCUCGGACGCGGACAGCGGGCAGGAAAGCCGGGACCCCUCAGCCAUGGAUCCCAUUCUGGACGUUCUUGACCGCUACUUCCAAGCUCGCUGCACUCUGGACCAGGACAGAAGCUACGAAGCUGCCGCAGCAGCAGCACAGGAGGCCUGGCACGUCUACCUGUCUGGAACUAAAAUCCCGGAUGACCUUGAGGAUGGACCCACUUUGGCACAGGAGUGGAAACUCUUCAUUUUUCCUGAGGGUUUAAUGGAGUUCAAGUUAGUUUGAAAGGCUUUGGUCUCCCGAUGUUAAAACCCUUCAUUUUUAUUUAGAACCACCACAGCUGGCUGAGAAGUAAACUAUUAAUGGCAUCAAUUUAAUCAAACUUAUAUAUAUUAUAUAUAUAUAUAUUAUGUAGCUGAUCUGUUUUUGUUCACUGUAAUUUAUUGGCCAAAAAAUGUCCAAUGUUUUUCCCUCAAGGCCUUAAGAAAUGUGUAAAACAUCCUCAGCUAUGGAAAGGUAAGGUUUAAAAAAUAUUUCAGAAUUGUUUAUUUUGUUUUUUAUGUUUUUCUUAUUCUGUAUUAAGUGAGACAGAGAAACAUUUUUUUUAAAAAAAGUUCUUACAUAUAAUCAUACGCUUAUUUUUAAAGGCGCACCGAUCUGCUUUUCCCAGCCAUUACUGAUUUCCGGUUUCCUUUAACAGUAACGUCUGACCAACUGAUUGGAUUUUUUUUUUAAAGACUACAUGACAUAAAAGACAAGAAAAAUUGCAGCAGGUUCCUUGUUAGAGGUCAUCAAGGCAUUUCUUCGUAACCUUUGAGUUCUACUAAACUCCUAAAAAGUUCAGGAAAGUACAUCGUCGAUGUGUGUAUAAAACACAUUGAAGAAGGUUUAAUGAGUUUGAUGAACAAGGAUAAAAGUAAAUUUUUUUUCAGUGUUUGACUUGUCGAUGAAGGGAAAGCAGAUUAAAUAGUGGUGCUAAACAACGUAUUUUCAACUAAGUACCACUGUGAAGUGAUCUUUUUCGUUCUCCAGAUGUUCUUGUUUAUAUCAAAAAUACAUUUUAUGCUUUGUAAAGAU
Poecilia latipinna (sailfin molly) is the source of this 1623-nucleotide messenger RNA. It is a transcript of the gene swsap1, whose product is annotated as SWIM-type zinc finger 7 associated protein 1. Gene Ontology annotation, cellular component: Shu complex. NCBI's taxonomy places the organism in Eukaryota, Metazoa, Chordata, Actinopteri, Cyprinodontiformes, Poeciliidae. Bases 16 to 831 code for a protein of 271 amino acids. The record is from RefSeq and is a predicted model, not a curated record. Gene Ontology annotation, biological process: double-strand break repair via homologous recombination. The transcript is spliced from 2 exons. Gene Ontology annotation, molecular function: single-stranded DNA binding.